Cucurbita maxima (winter squash) is the source of this 1606-nucleotide messenger RNA. RefSeq names its product probable protein phosphatase 2C 9. NCBI's taxonomy places the organism in Eukaryota, Viridiplantae, Streptophyta, Magnoliopsida, Cucurbitales, Cucurbitaceae. The coding region runs from base 358 to 1209 and encodes 283 amino acids. Gene Ontology annotation, biological process: protein dephosphorylation. Gene Ontology annotation, molecular function: protein serine/threonine phosphatase activity. Gene Ontology annotation, cellular component: cytosol; nucleus. The transcript is spliced from 6 exons. The record is from RefSeq and is a predicted model, not a curated record.
CUCUCCAUUUCCUCUACCUUAUUGCGAUUUAUUUCUUUUCCCACCGCGUGGACUUACCCCAACAGAACUAGAACGGUUUCAUAAAACUUCAUCGAUUCCUUCUUCAAUCCAUACUUAUUUUUGGUCUUUUUCUUCGCAAUACACUGAUUGUAUCUGAGACGUCUCUUUCCAGGACGAAUUAAUCAAUAAUUCGGGCUCUGGGGUUGUUCUAUUUUCUAGUUUACUUCCAAUUUUCGACGACUUGUUCAUCGUUUGUGGGAUUCUGUGAUUCUUCCCUCUUCUUGUGGGGUUUCCUUAGAAAUUUAGGUGGAUGAUUGUUGAAAGGGGAAAGAAGGUGAAGUGGGAAGAAUAAAUUGUAUGGAUAACUUAUGCUGCUUCAAUUCUGUGUAUUCUCAGUUUGUAGGAGGACGUUCGUCAUGUAGCUCCGGAAAGGGCCGGGGCAAUCAAUGCCCUGCGAAAUAUGGUUUUAGUUUGGUAAAAGGCAAGGCAAAUCAUCCCAUGGAAGAUUAUCAUGUUGCUAAAUUUAUCACAGUGCAUGGCCAGGAGCUUGGCCUCUUUGCUAUAUAUGAUGGGCACCUAGGAGAUAGCGUACCAGCCUAUCUACAGAAGCAUCUAUUUCCCAAUAUUCUCAAGGAUGAGGAAUUCUGGUCAAAUCCGCGUAGCUCUAUCUUUAAGGCGUAUGAGACGACAGACCAAGCAAUACUCUCACACAGUCCUGACUUGGGAAGAGGUGGAUCCACUGCUGUCACUGCAAUUUUAAUAAACGGUCAAAAAUUAUGGGUGGCUAAUGUCGGAGAUUCACGAGCAGUCCUUUCAAAAAGAGGGCAGGAAGUACAAAUGUCUGUCGAUCACGAACCGAACGCUGAGCGUGGAAGUAUCGAGGACAGAGGUGGCUUUGUCUCUAACAUGCCAGGAGAUGUUGCUAGAGUGAACGGGCAACUUGCAGUUUCUCGAGCGUUUGGCGACAAAAACCUCAAAACACACUUGCGAUCUGAUCCCGACAUAAAGAACGCCGAUAUCAACUCUGACACCGAGCUUCUAAUCUUAGCAAGCGAUGGUCUAUGGAAGGUCAUGUCGAAUCAAGAAGCCGUGGACAUAGCGAGAAGAACCAAAGAUCCCCAGAGGGCAGCAAAGCAACUAGCAGCAGAAGCACUGAAACGGGAAAGCAAAGACGACAUCUCGAUCAUCGUCGUUCGUUUCAAAGGGUAAAACUCGUGUCGAGCUAAAGUUUAUUAUCAUUACUUGUGUGUUGGGGGUGUUCUAUAAUCCAUGGCAUUCAACUCUACAAUCUUUAAGCCAUCCACAGUAAAGAAAAACCUGCAUAAAUUUCAAUAUCUCCUUAUUCUCCCCCUCAACAAGGAAAAAAAGAAUGCAUCUCUGUUGUAUAAUAUGAUGUUCUUGCUCUGAAUUGGGGAUAGUUUGGUCUUUUCACAUGAUUUCUUUUUGAUGAUCUGUAGAUCCAUGUAUACCUUCUUCAUUUUUCUGUAACUUUUUGUGAACUUAUGAAACAGUUUGGAACUCUAGGCUUGGCCUUUGGGUCUCCAUGGAACACCUGCUUGACAUGUAUGCAACUAUUGUAAUAGAUUGAUAAGCUUUUUGGUUGACA